Molecule: messenger RNA, 2387 nt
Organism: Salvelinus namaycush (lake trout)
Lineage: Eukaryota; Metazoa; Chordata; Actinopteri; Salmoniformes; Salmonidae
Product: ubiquitin carboxyl-terminal hydrolase 40-like
Exons: 13
Coding region: 93-1316 (407 amino acids)
Source: RefSeq, a predicted model, not a curated record
UGGCAUGCUGUCUGAGGCAGGUGGACCGUACAGGGAAACUCCUGCCCCCAGUGUGUGAGGAGCUGAGUGUUCGUGACGCUGGGGUUAGGCUGAUGACCUCCCUGUGCCUCUGUCCUGGAACGGCCCCCAAAGACACACAGCUGUUCCUGUACUUCAGUGUGGGGACAGCACCCUCCUCUGGCUUGGAGGGGGAAAUCAUUGUAGAGCGGUCCAACACAGUUAAACAGUGUCUCAAGAAAAUGUUGGAGUCAGCAAGACUUGAAGGGGACGGUUGGCAUCUAAGGAGGCUGGACUGGUGUGAGGAGGUGGGAGAGGCUUUGAUGGACGAGGAGGCGUCUCUCUCGGAGCUGAAGAUGAGUCACGGAGACGCUCUGGUGAUUACUGAGGGACGACUUCCUCCCAAGGGUUUUCUGAAGCUGUCAGUCUGGCUGUAUGUGGAGCCGAGUGCCUACCCCGUUGUCUCCAUGGAGACAGAGGUCAACGGCAUGGCCGCGGUGUCCACGGAGGGUCAGAGGUUGGAUGUCAUGACUGCAGUGGGAGCUGAGGUGGAGCUGAGGACUGUGGGACAGGUGGAGCUCUCAGAGGAGGCUACACUGGAAGAGCUGAAGACUCAGGUGCUGACCCUGCCGGCGCUGCAGUAUGUAUGUGUGCCCACUCCUGCGUUUCUGCGUGUGUGGCAGCUGGAGGGACAGAGACUAACCCGUAUCCUCAGAGGACAACAACACACACUCAGGAAGUUGAAGUUGAGCAGUGGGGUGGAGUUUUGUGUGCAGCAGCUACUGAGAGAAGAGGAUCUUGGUCCUAAGGAGGUGUUGCUGCGUGUCCAGAUGGGGGUGCCAGGGGAGAGGGGUUACUACCCUCCAGAGGAACUGGUCUGGGAUGCUUCUCGAGACCCUUCCCCCAGAUCGCUACGCUCUGCCCUGGCCUCAACAUACGGCCUCUCUCCUGACUCCCUGCUACUGGCCAAGCACCAGCCACACACACACACCUGGGAGACUUUCUCCAACUGGAGCCAGCAGGUGUCCAAACGUAAGAAGAAGAAAAAGGCAGAGUCUCUGCUUGGAGCGCCUUUCCACCUUAAAGACGGUGACAUCAUCGGUGUCAAGAACCUGUUGAUUGACAAUAACCGGGACUUUAGCACCCAACAGGAUGAGCAGAGGUUAAGGGAAGAGAAGGAGCAACGCAGGAAAGGAGGGCAGGGUGCGGGGGCUGAAGUUGAGACCAACCGAGGGGUGGGACCAGAGAAGAAGAUGGAGCCAAUCAAAGCCAGAAAGCCAGAGGUGGCCCUGUCAAUCAACGUGGGGGUGUUCAGAUAGCCUCGCCUUACACACACACAAACAAACACAUACAGUACACAUGCGCACAUACAGACUUUCUCACCGUGGCAUCGCUCAACAUAAUGAAAAAUCUUCUGGACAUCUGUUUAUACGCCAAACAUUUUUGAUAAUGUGUUCACACAGCAUGACCCCUCCAUACAUCUGCUAUCUACUGCUUGUGUAGGUCUGGUGGUGGGAUGACUUACUGGUUCGCUAUACAGACCUCUGUUUAUUCAAUGUUACAAGCUGCAGUCUCUGACUGUCAAUACCUCUGGAUCCCUUCUCCCCUCUACAUGAGAUCCAAUAGGAACCAGUAUUUCUACAUGAGAUCCAAUAGGAACCAGUAUUUCCACUCAUAGUACUGGGUGUAUUACAUAUAUAUUGGUAUGUAUUUACAGUAUCUGCUGACUAGUUUGCAAUGGUACACACCACAGAGGUAUAGAUAUGUACCAGUAGAUUAUAGAUAAUAUAUACACCUAUAUUUCUAAUAAGAGUUAGUGGGUUUAUAUCCAUGUCUUAACAUGGACGAGCCACAAUUCAGCUCAGUCCGGAAUAGUCCCCCCUACCUCAUUUCUCUACCUCUGUUGCGCCCUCUCUCGCUCUACCUUUCUUUCCCUCCUAACUUCAUCUUCGCUUAGUGGUCUCACCCUCUCGCCAUUUUCCUUACAUGGGAAAGAGUCCAAGUGUUUUCUCUGUAUCCCAUCAUGCCUCUGUACCAGAGUUGAUCACAUUAAUCGUACGAUAAUUAUGUUUGUUUCAUGUGCAUGCGGUGGGUGUGUGUGGACGGACUUCAGGGAGUUAAAAUAAUGAAUGGAUCAUUUGACUAAUAUGUCAUACAUAACUUUUAGAAAUGACGGUUCGACAAUGAAUACGAGCGACUUUGUUUUGGAUUAUGAGAUUAUUUGAUUUCUUAACUAAUCUGAUGUUUUUAAUUUUGCAUUUGCUGUAAGAAUAACUUAGUUAGUUUUGAGUACUGUAUGACUUCUAUUUGUGGUGUGGGUCAGUGCCAAGAAGCAAGGUUUGACAGAUGUGUUUUGGAUUAAAUACAGAAUAAAACGGAUCAAGAUGCAU